CCAUGCCGCCGCCCGUGCUGCUCCGCCUGUGCCUCUGCGUGGCUGCCGCCGCCUCCUCGUUCAUCCUCCGCGGCGAUCACCACCUGGCCGGGCUGUUCUCGCUGCACACCACGGCGCGCCAGGACGACACCAGCCUGCUCGUGCGCGGCUGCGACGACGCCACCUUCAAGAGCCACGGCUACUGCCUGGCCCAGGCCCUGCGCUUUGCUGUGGAGGAGAUCAACAACUCCACCACGCUGCUCCCUAAUGUCACCCUGGGCUAUGAAAUCUACGACACCUGCUCUGAGUCUACCAACUUCCACGCCACGCUGUGUGCCCUUGCUCGUAAAGGCAGGCAGGAUGUCCAGGUGCUCCCCAGUUUCCAACACUAUGAGCCCCAGGCUGUGGCUGUCAUUGGCCCUGACAGCAGCCGGCUGGCCCUCACCACAGCCGCUGUUCUCAGUCUCUUUCUCAUACCAGAGAUCAGCUACGAAGCCUCCACGGAGUUGCUGAGCCUGAAGCAGCUGUACCCCUCUUUCCUGCGCACCAUCCCCAGUGACAAGCAGCAGGUGAAGGCCAUCUUCUUGCUGCUGCAGCACUUUGGCUGGACCUGGGUGGUGCUGCUGGGAAGUGAUGACACCUAUGGCAGGGCCGGCCUGGAUGCCCUGCAGGAGCUGCUGACCGCAAGCAACGUGUGCGUGGCCUACCGAGGCACCCUCCCCGCCAACUCGGACGCCAGCAACCCAGAGCUUCACAACCUGGUCCAAAUCCUCACAGAUGUUAAGGUCAAUGUCACUGUUGUGUUCUCCACCAGAGGAAGAGUUCUGCCGUUCUUCGAGGUGGCGGUCCAGAGGAACAUCACAGACAUGGUGUGGGUGGCCUCUGAAGACUGGUCGUUGGCUCAAACUGUCUGGCAGGUACCUGGCAUCCAGACCAUCGGUACAGUGUUUGGGAUGGCAGUAGAGAAGCCAGAGCCCACAAUGCUGGAACGCUUUGAAGCUUGGAAGAUGUGGGAGGAAGGCGCUGUGGCUGAGUGUGGCAGCAGUGCAGAGGCAGGCAGGGAAUCUGCGGGGAGCACACGGCUGGACUGCAUCCAGUGCUGCACCGGCUGCCGCGCGCUCGCCACCGUCCCUGACAUGUACGAUGCUCAAGGCUCCUUCAGUGUGUACUCAGCUGUGUAUGCUGUGGCCCAUGGCCUCCAUGACCUGCUGGGCUGUGCCUCAGGAGCCUGCAGCAAAGGCACUGUCUAUCCCUGGCAGCUCCUACAAAAUAUUAAGGAAGUAAACUUCACCUUGUACAAGAGCCGAAUCUCUUUCGAUGCCCACGGGGACAUUCGUAAAGGCUAUGACAUUGUCAUGUGGAAGUGGCUGGGCCCAAAGUGGGCUUCUGAUGUGAUAGGAACCUUCCAUGUGAACCCUGACAGGCUGAGCAUCGACCCAGGCAAAAUCCUGUGGCACACAGAAGACGGCCAGGCUCCCAGGUCGGUGUGCUCCGAGGCCUGUAAGCCAGGAGAGAUGAGGCUGCAGCAGAGCCGCCACAAAUGCUGCUUCAGCUGUGUGCCCUGUCCACCGGGAACCUUCCUGAACACAUCAGGUCAGUACACCACAGGGUCUGCUCCUGCCCAUUCCUUCCCUGCCCACAUCCUACCUCCUGCUCCUGUCUCACCAUUUCCAGCCUAUCACAGUUUUACUGUGGAAGGAGCAGGUGUGAUGGGUGAACAGAGCCCAGGGAGCUGCGGGCCGGGCCUGCACCGUGGCAGAGCUCUUACCGGGUCCGAGGUGUGUGAGGGAUCCAUGUCCUCCACAGACCCCUUUGACUGCCAGGCCUGUGGCUUGGAUGAGUGGGCCCCAGCAGGGAGCGAGGUCUGCUUCAACCGCACCAUCGAGUUCCUGUCCUGGUCCGAGCCCCUCUCCUGCGCGCUGCUGGCCCUGGCUGUUCUUCUCAUGCUGCUCAUAACGGCCCUGGCUGUCCUGUUCGCCCUCAAUGCCUCCACACCUGUGGUCAAGUCCGCGGGCGGGAAGACGUGUUUCCUCAUGCUGGGCUCCCUGGCCUGCACCUGCAGCAGCCUCUUCUGCUACUUCGGGGAGCCCUCGCGGGUGGCGUGCCUGCUGAGGGAGCCGCUCUUCGCCAUCAGCUUCACCUUGUUCCUCUCGUGCGUGGCGACCCGCUCCUUCCAGAUCCUCUGCAUCUUCAAGCUGAACGCACGCUGGCCCGCGCUCUACGAGGCCUGGAUGCGGCGCCAGGGGCCGGUGCUGUUCGUGGCCGCCAGCACGGCGGCACAAGUGGCGCUGUGCGUGGCCACCGAGGUCGCCAGCCCCUCGGUGCCGCGCCGGGAGUACGGCGUGCGGGAUGAGCGGGUGAUGCUGGAGUGCACCCGGAGCGCCGCGGCCGACGCCGCCACCGCCUACACGCUGCUGCUCAGCGCCGCCUGCUUCGCGCUCAGCUACGCGGGCACCGACCUGCCCGCCGCCUACAACGAGGCCAAGAGCCUGACCGUGAGCCUGCUGCUACACCUGGGCUGCUCGGCCGCCGUGCUCUGCUCGCACGGCACACUGCGCGGCCAGGCCGAGACGGUGGCGCGGGUGCUCAGCGCGCUGGGCACGCUCGCAGCACUGCUGGGCGGGUACUUCGUGCCGCGGGCCUUCGUCAUCCUGCUGCGGCCGCACCAAAACACGGCCGAGCACUUCCAGAUGGUCAUCCAGGAGUACACGCGCCGCCUGGCCGCCGCCUGAGCCGCGGGGCUCGACCCGCACAGCGCGUACACCGCCGCGGGGACCGACCCUCGGCCCCGGCCCGCCCCGGCCCUCACGGC
This is a messenger RNA of Camarhynchus parvulus, 2791 nucleotides long. RefSeq names its product taste 1 receptor member 1 (gene TAS1R1). Gene Ontology annotation, molecular function: G protein-coupled receptor activity. The record is from RefSeq and is a predicted model, not a curated record. The coding region runs from base 3 to 2711 and encodes 902 amino acids. Gene Ontology annotation, cellular component: membrane. Lineage: Eukaryota; Metazoa; Chordata; Aves; Passeriformes; Thraupidae. The transcript has 6 exons. Gene Ontology annotation, biological process: sensory perception of umami taste; G protein-coupled receptor signaling pathway.